UAUAUUACUACAUAUUCUAUAAACAAUGUCAGAAACAUUAAUAGAUGAAAGAGUAACUGAUGAAAUUGAAGCAUUAAAAGCGAUUUUACUUGACGACGAGUUAAAUAUAAAGGAAAAUGACAGAGGUGAACCAGAAUGUAUUAAAACUGUGUUAUUUCCUUCAACUGGUGAAGAUUCACAGUCUCAGUAUGUUUGUGUAACAUUGAUUGUUCAGUUACCUGUGGGAUAUCCUGAUAUAUCACCUACUAUUAGUCUCAGAAAUCCCAGAGGUUUAGAUGAAAAUACAGUGAGGCUUAUGCAGUCAGAUGCAGAAGCAAAAUGUAAGGAUUUCAUAGGUCAACCAGUUAUGUUUGAACUUAUUGAGUUAAUAAGAGAACAUCUUACAAGAAGUAAUCUUCCAACUGAUCAGUGUGCCAUAUGUUUGUAUGGUUUUCGGGAAGGAGAUGAAUUUACAAAAACUGAAUGUUAUCAUUAUUUUCAUUCACACUGUUUAGCAGCACAUGUUGCUGCUGCAGAACGAUAUUAUAGAGAAGAGCAAGAAAAAUUGCCACAGUGGCAACAAGAUGCUCCCAAUAAAUUUCAGGCUAUAUGUCCUGUUUGUCGAGAAUCCAUUAAUUGUGAUGUAGAAAGUUUGUGGUCUGCUCCACCGCCAAUUGAUGUUGAAGCUGCUAUAGACUUUUCAGUGACUGCAGAGCUAAGAGAGUUACAAAAACAAAUGGCAGCUUUAUUUUUAAGACAACAAGAAAGGGGUGGUAUAAUUGAUUUAGAAGCUGAAGGUGUAAAAACAUUGGUUAGAACAGAAGAUGAAUCUGGUGCUACUACUGAAGGACUCAAUCCUCCAGGAACCAGUUUAAAUGCAUAUUCAAAUCAAACUCUGCAACCUGUUAAUCAUAUGCAAAUGCCACAAUCAAAACAAUCCUCACAUCCGACACAGAAUCAUGCCCACUAUCAAUCAAGACAACUACAUCAUAAUUACGAUAGGCAUAAUAAUCAUGGUCAUCGAAAUAGAGGUCGUGGACGAGCUCAUUAUCGUCGUCAGUUUGACAGAGUUAGGCAGACGGAAUCUACUCCCAGAUGA
Messenger RNA from Eufriesea mexicana, 1078 nucleotides. Its product is annotated as E3 ubiquitin-protein ligase RNF25. Gene Ontology annotation, biological process: protein ubiquitination. The transcript has 6 exons. Lineage: Eukaryota; Metazoa; Arthropoda; Insecta; Hymenoptera; Apidae. Gene Ontology annotation, cellular component: nucleus. The record is from RefSeq and is a predicted model, not a curated record. Bases 26 to 1078 code for a protein of 350 amino acids. Gene Ontology annotation, molecular function: ubiquitin protein ligase activity; protein binding.